UUCUGCUGAGAGCAGCAGGCUUGCUCAGAGCCCAGGUACAGGGAAUGGAUUGAAGGGGGUUUGGGGUGCUGUAAAAGGAGAAGAAAGGGGGAGAGAGGAAAGAAAACAGAAACCAAGACCAUUACAGAGGAAGAAAGCAAAUUGAGACAGAGGUAAAAGGGGGCACUAGUUAUAUGGAAAGGAACAGAAGAUGGAGCCAGAGAGGCUGGGAAGAGCAAAGAAGGAGAAACGGCAGAUACAAGGGCCAAGUACAGUACCGAGGGCAGCUGCAAACAGGAGACCAGAAGGAAAGCCUCAGUCUCUGGUUCCCAGGUACUGUCCACCUCAUCCGUGCCAGCCGGGCCUGUUGCUUCACAUCUCUCCUCAAGACUUGCCUACCUUCUGGUUGUGGUAGCAACAUGGGGACCAGAAGCCACCUCCUGGGUCUGGGGUUUCUGCUCCUGCUCUUUCUCCCUGCAGAGUGUCUGGGAGCUGAGGGUAGACUGGCUCACAAGCUGUUUCGUGACCUGUUUGCCAACUAUACAAGUGCCCUGAGACCAGUGGCAGACACAGACCAGACUCUAAAUGUGACCCUGGAGGUGACAUUGUCUCAGAUCAUUGAUAUGGAUGAACGGAACCAGGUGCUGACCUUGUACCUGUGGAUCCGGCAGGAGUGGACAGACGCCUACCUACACUGGGACCCCAGAGCCUACGGUGACUUGGAUGCCAUCCGAAUUCCCAGCAGUCUAGUGUGGCGACCAGACAUCGUACUUUACAACAAGGCAGACACGCAGCCACCUGCCUCAGCCAGCACCAACGUGGUUGUGCGGCACGACGGCGCUGUGCGCUGGGAUGCACCGGCCAUCACACGCAGCUCGUGCGGUGUGGAUGUGUCUGCCUUCCCAUUUGACGCUCAGCGCUGCGGCCUGACCUUCGGCUCAUGGACGCACGGCGGGCACCAGCUGGAUGUGCGACCUCGGGGCACUUCUGCCAGUCUGGCCGACUUCGUGGAGAAUGUUGAAUGGCGUGUGCUGGGCAUGCCAGCGCGCAGGCGCGUGCUCACCUACGGCUGCUGCUCUGAGCCCUACCCAGACGUGACCUUCACUCUGCUGCUCCGCCGCCGCGCAGCUGCCUACGUGUGCAACCUACUGCUGCCCUGUGUGUUCAUCUCCCUGCUGGCACCACUGGCCUUCCACCUGCCCGCUGACUCCGGGGAGAAGGUGUCUCUGGGCGUCACCGUGCUCCUGGCGCUCACGGUCUUCCAGCUAAUCCUGGCCGAGAGCAUGCCACCUGCAGAGAGCGUGCCACUCAUUGGAAAGUACUAUAUGGCCACUAUGACCAUGGUCACAUUCUCCACAGCGCUUACCAUCCUCAUUAUGAAUCUGCAUUACUGUGGCCCUAAUGCACAUCCUGUACCUGCCUGGGCUCGGGUCCUCCUGCUGGGACACCUAGCCAAAGGCCUGUGUGUGCGGGAACGAGGGGAACCCUGUGGACAGUCCAAGCCACUAGAGUCAGCCCCCAGCCUCCAGCCUCCACCAGGUCCCCCAGCGGGCCCUUGUCAUGAGCCACGAUGUCUAUGCCACCAGGAAGCCCUUCUGCAUCACGUAGCUUCCAUUGCCGGCACCUUCCGCAGCCACCGGGCUGCCCAGCGCCGCCAUGAAGAUUGGAAGCGCCUGGCUAGAGUGAUGGACCGCUUUUUCCUAGGCAUCUUCUUCUGCAUGGCUCUGGUCAUGAGCCUCCUGGUACUGGUGCAAGCCCUGUAAGGGCCAGGAACUGGAUUUUAGGGAGCUGUGGUCACCUCAACAGCACCAGGCAGGGAUGGCAGGGCCCAGGUGGUUGUUGGUACUCAGAAACACUAGCCAGACUCUCUGCUAAGAGUCAGAGACACCUCUUCAGCACUUCAGCACUUCUGACCUCACAACCCACAAACAGCCUUUGCGAUCUACUUGCCCUAAUGGAAGGGGAUCUAAAGCCUGCCUCUCCCCUAAUUCCAACAUGAUUGAGGUCAAAGUACAGACUUGGAAGCUAUGACUCAGUGCUAGCUGAGCACGGUGAUAUAAUUCCAGCACAAGGAGGCUGAGGCAGAAAGAUUACCUUAAGUUCUGUAGCCUGAGCUACAGAAAUUUUUGUCUAAAAAUAAAUAACCACCCCCGUGUCUACACUCAGAAUCAUAGCUAUUAGCUGGCAGAAUCCAGGUUAUUUUCCUUUGUCGAGAUACAGUCUCACUAUGUAGUCCUUGCUGGCCUGGAAUUUGCUAUGUAGCCCAGGCUGGCUUUGAACUCACACAGAUCCACAUGCCUCUGCCUCUCCAAACACAGGUGCCACUAUGCCUGGCUAGGGUGUAGGUUACUAACUAAAGAGUCAAAGCUACACAUUUGCUUGUCACCCUUAGCAGUUGCUGUUACAGAUUCUCAUCUUGCUCCUCUCUGCUUAGGCUCUCCCGGGAGGGAAGUCACUGUCUAGUUUCCAGAACAGAAGGCUGUGUAGACAUUUGACUCGGAGCUUUGAUCCAUAAUAAAUGAGUGCUCCC
This is a messenger RNA of Mus pahari (shrew mouse), 2509 nucleotides long. RefSeq names its product cholinergic receptor nicotinic alpha 10 subunit (gene Chrna10). Bases 174 to 1742 code for a protein of 522 amino acids. Gene Ontology annotation, molecular function: acetylcholine-gated monoatomic cation-selective channel activity; transmembrane signaling receptor activity. The transcript is spliced from 5 exons. Lineage: Eukaryota; Metazoa; Chordata; Mammalia; Rodentia; Muridae. Gene Ontology annotation, cellular component: neuron projection; synapse; postsynaptic membrane. The record is from RefSeq and is a predicted model, not a curated record. Gene Ontology annotation, biological process: chemical synaptic transmission; signal transduction; monoatomic ion transmembrane transport.